AUGGAAUCUGAGAGAAGGGGGUGGAAUCUAGGAGAAGGGGAUGAAAUCUGGGAGAAGGGGAUGGAAUCUGGGAGAAGGGGAUGGAAUCUAGGAGAAGGGGAUGGAAUCUGGGAGAAGGGGAUGGAAUCAGGGAGAAGGAGAUGGAAUCUGGAAGAAGGGGAUGGAAUCUGGGAGAAGGGGGUGGAAUCUAGGAGAAGGGGAUGGAAUCUGGGAGAAGGGGAUAGAAUCUGGGAGAAGGGGAUGGAAUCUGGGAGAAGGGGAUGGAAUCUGGGAGAAGGGGAUGGAAUCUGGGAGAAGGGGAUGGAAUCUGGGAGAAGGGGAUGGAAUCUGGGAGAAGGGGGUGGAAUAUGGGAGAAGGGGAUAGAAUCAAGGAGAAGGGGAUGGAAUCAGGGAGAAGGGGAUGGAAUCUGGGAGAAGGGGAUGGAAUCUGGGAGAAGGGGAUGGAAUCUGGGAGAAGGGGAUAGAAUAUGGGAGAAGGGGAUGGAAUCUGGGAGAAGGGGAUGGAAUCUGGGAGAAGGGGAUGGAAUAUGGGAGAAGGGGAUGGAAUCUGGGAGAAGGGGAUGGAAUCGGGGAGAAGGGGAUGGAAUGAGGGAGAAGGGGAUGGAAUCUGGGAGAAGGGGAUGGAAUCUGGGAGCAGGGGAUGGAAUAUGGGAGAAGGGGAUGGAAUCUGGGAGCAGGGGAUGGAAUCGGGGAGAAGGGGAUGGAAUGAGGGAGAAGGGGAUGGAAUCUGGGAGAAGGGGAUGGAAUCUGGGAGAAGGGGAUGAAAUUUGGGAGAAGGGGAUGGAAUCUGGGAGAAGGGGAUGGAAUCUAAGAGAAGGGGAUGGAAUCUGGGAGAAGGGGUUGGAAUCUGAGAGAAGGGGAUGGAAUCUGGGAGAAGGGGAUGGAAUCUGGGAGAAGGGGGGGAUGGAAUCUGGGAGAAGGGGAUGGAAUCUGGGAGAAGGGGAUGGAAUCAGGGAGAAGGGGAUGGAAUCUGGGAGAAGGGGAUGGAAUCUGAGAGAAGGGGAUGGAAUAUGGGAGAAGGGGAUGGAAUCUGGGAGAAGGGGAUGGAAUCAGGGAGAAGGGGAUGGAAUCUGGGAGAAGGGGAUGGAAUCUUGGAGAAGGGAUGGAAUCUGGGAGAAGGGGAUGGAAUCGGGGAGAAGGGGAUGGAAUGAGGGAGAAGGGGAUGGAAUCUUGGAGAAGGGGAUGGAAUCUGGGAGAAGGGGAUGGAAUCGGGAAGAAGGGGAUGGAAUGAGGGAGAAGGGGAUGGAAUCUGGGAGAAGGGGAUGGAAUCUGGGAGAAGGGGAUGGAAUCUGGGAGAAGGGGAUAGAAUAUGGGAGAAGGGGAUGGAAUCUGGGAGAAGGUGAUGGAAUCUGGGAGAAGGGGGUGGAAUCUGGGAGAACGGGGUGGAAUCUAGGAGAAUGGGAUGGAAUAUGGGAGAAGGGGAUGGAAUCGGGGAGAAGGGGAUGGAAUGAGGGAGAAGGGGAUGGAAUCUGGGAGAAGGGGAUGGAAUAUGGGAGAAGGGGAUGGAAUCUGGGAGAAGGGGAUGGAAUCGGGGAGAAGGGGAUGGAAUGA
Molecule: messenger RNA, 1551 nt
Organism: Closterium sp. NIES-65
Lineage: Eukaryota; Viridiplantae; Streptophyta; Zygnematophyceae; Desmidiales; Closteriaceae
Source: the annotation of a GenBank genome assembly